Messenger RNA from Vigna unguiculata (cowpea), 1987 nucleotides. Its product is annotated as type I inositol polyphosphate 5-phosphatase 8-like. Gene Ontology annotation, biological process: phosphatidylinositol dephosphorylation. Gene Ontology annotation, molecular function: phosphatidylinositol-4,5-bisphosphate 5-phosphatase activity; inositol-polyphosphate 5-phosphatase activity; phosphatidylinositol-3,4,5-trisphosphate 5-phosphatase activity. NCBI's taxonomy places the organism in Eukaryota, Viridiplantae, Streptophyta, Magnoliopsida, Fabales, Fabaceae. The record is from RefSeq and is a predicted model, not a curated record.
UGGUUUUCUGGGGAAUACCAACCCAAGCUUUCUCUGCAUUCUUUCUCAAUCCACCGAACCAAUUAAGUUAAUAGGACCUUCUCACUCUGAGUUAUUCUUUCUCUUCUUACCCUCUCUCAUUACAUCAUAAACCAAAAAUAAAGGCUCAAAUCACCACUGUUAAACUCAAACCUUGGUCCAUUCUUUUUUAAGUCAUCGAAGGUGGAGGAGCAAUGAGGAAAGAGUCGAAGAAGUUAUCCAAGUCUUGGCCCAAAUUAGCCGUGAGGAAGUGGCUCAAUACGAAGAACAGUGCUGAGAAGUUUCAGUCAGACUACGAUGCAACAGCAACUGGAAUGGAAAGAAGAAAGAGUUGCUCUGACGAAGAUCGUUACGUCACCGUACUGGAUGAUGAUUUCUCAGAGGGGAAGAGUGGGAUGAAAGGUUUGGUGCUUGGGAAGCAAUCAAGUCCUGGGAGUGGCACUGGGGCUAUGAAUCUUAGGAUGUUCGUGGGAACGUGGAAUGUGGGAGGGAAAUCACCCAAGGAAGGUUUGAGUUUGAGGAAUUGGCUCACGUCUCCUUCCGAGCCUCACAUCUAUGUUAUUGGGUUCCAAGAAAUCGUACCGCUAAAUGCGGGCAACGUGCUUGGGCCGGAGGACAGUGGCCCAGCAGCGAAGUGGGUGGGCCUUAUCCAUGAAGCCUUGAACAUCAACAACUACGACGACGAUGAGAACAACCGUGACGACGACCAUAAGGAAAAGUUUCCUAAGACUCCACGACGCUAUUGCUUAGCAGCAAGCAAGCAAAUGGUUGGUAUUUUCUUGUGCGUGUGGGUUCGAGCGGAUCUUUGCAACCAUGUUUCCAAUUUGAAAGUGUCCUGUGUUGGCAGAGGCAUCAUGGGUUAUCUUGGAAAUAAGGGUUCAACAUCGAUUAGCAUGACAUUGUACAACACCACGUUCUGCUUCGUUUGCACCCACUUGGCUUCUGGGGAGAAAUUUGGUGACGAAUUGCGAAGAAACUUGGACGUCUCGGAAAUCUUGAAGAAAACCAAAUUUUCUCACUCCUUUAAAUCUCCUCCUCAUUCUCUGUCUCCUGAGAGUAUUCUGGAACACGAUAAUAUUAUUUGGCUCGGCGACUUGAAUUAUCGACUAGCUGCUGGCUAUGAGGAUACACAUGAACUACUAAAGAAGAAUAAUUGGCAGGCAUUACUAGAGAAGGAUCAGCUAAGGAUAGAGCAGAGGGCUGGUCGAGUAUUCAAAGGUUGGAAUGAAGGGGACAUAUACUUUGCUCCUACUUACAAAUACUUGACCAAUUCUGAUCACUAUGUCGCACAAUCCUCCAAAUCCAGGGAAAAACGACGAACUCCUGCUUGGUGCGAUCGAAUUCUUUGGAAAGGAGAAAGGCUGAAUCAGAUGUGGUAUGUUCGGGGAGAGUCCAAGUUCUCAGAUCACAGGCCAGUUUAUUCACUAUUCUCUGUUGAAGUGGACUUGACGAGCAAGAAUCGAGUUCCCAGGUCCUGUACAUUAAAACCCUUGACAAGUACUGCGUUGUCAUCAACUUCUUGUGCUGCUAAAGUCCAAGCAGAAGAACAACUCUUCCUGCUAACGAGAGCUCAAAGUUGCAUCGACACAGUUCCCAGGUUUUAAAUCCGUAAGAAGACACUAGGCAGAGGUAGUUUUCGGAUCGAUACCACCUUCAAGUGCAAACGCGGCUCAAGAUGGUGCACUUAGGUAUAUAUUCAUGUCUUUUGGGUAUUCAUUUUUGUGUACCCUAACAACCCCUAAUGUUUUUUGUGGGGACUAGUUAAGAGGUUUGUGUUGGAACUAUGGCCAAACACCUCGACUUCUCAAGCGACUAGGAUAGCUGUCAGUAUACUAUGAAUAACUCAGAAAAUUUUGAAGAAGAAAAUGUUGAUUGAUAAUAGUUGUAAAUUUUAAAUUGUAAUCAUAGCAAUACUUAUUAUUAUUGUAUCGAUAUUUGUUAAUACAAUGUUCAACUUGUAUUAUUCGUA